AUGAGUUUCGUACUUCUUCCAGCACUAAUUCCGGAUAUCCCAAAGGUGUACGAUGCCUACUUUGCCGCCUUCAAGGGUGAUCCGAUGGGGGAGAUCAUGUUGAACAUUCUCUUCCCCGGGGGUAUCACGGAAGAGUUUCGCAAGGCACACACCGCUGGUACACUCAGCUACUGGCAUACGAGCGGUGUUCAAUACACGGUAAAGUGUGUCGACACCGACUCUGGUGAGAUUGUUGGAAUGGCCCUUGCGGAUGUCUACCUCCACGAGCGUUCUGAAGGUGAACGCCAGAAACCCGUCGUCGGCUGGCUGCAAGGUGAAGAGAAGGAGCGCGCCGAGAAGGUCUUAUACCCUUUGUGGGAGGUCAGAGAAAAGCUCUGGGGAGCUAGACGACAUAUUUACUGCCAUGUCAUAGCAAUUGAUCCGAGGCACCAGGGGCGCAAGGCUGGGGCUGCUAUCUUGCGAUGGGCCCGGGACAUGUGUGAUCAACUCCGCCUGCCACUGUAUUUUGAGGCAUCGCCGUCAACCUACAAGAUGUACGAGAAAAUGGGAUUUGAAACGAUCGACGAGACCGUGAUGCAUAAAGCGGAGCUGCUGGGUACGAAGGAAGACAUCCGGGUACCCUUGAUGGUUCGCAUGCCGGCUUGUGCUGGAGGGCAGACAUUCAUGGAAUGGCGAGCUAACGGAUACCCAGCGUGGCCUGAAAAAGAGAGCCGGGGGGUGGAGGUUCCGAAUGGCCAAUCUGCGCAGUGA
Ophidiomyces ophidiicola is the source of this 750-nucleotide messenger RNA. RefSeq lists its product as uncharacterized. The record is from RefSeq and is a predicted model, not a curated record. Gene Ontology annotation, molecular function: acyltransferase activity, transferring groups other than amino-acyl groups. Lineage: Eukaryota; Fungi; Ascomycota; Eurotiomycetes; Onygenales; Onygenaceae. The transcript is spliced from 2 exons. Bases 1 to 750 code for a protein of 249 amino acids.